UUCUUCCCUUCACGACGGUUCCUCAAACCUAGUUCUACUCAAGCGUUAGGCGUUCUGCUGCUUUUCUCGACAAAGACAAGAAAUGAUCUGGCCUGAUGUUGGCUGCUUCUAGUCUUCCUCAAAGUACCGUGUCGCUCUUCGCCUCUGAUAGCAAGCAUUUGGUCUGGCUAGGGUCGAAUUACCUCAAGAGUGGCCUCAAGCUUGGCCAAAAUCGCCAAAAUGGCUUCUGGAAGGGCAAUUCUGAAAGGGCUAUACCCGGUUACCAAAUUCGCGUUUUGCACAUAGACUCAUCAGAAGUAGACUCAUCAUACCGCUUAGAUAAAUUCGUAAGUUGGGUCUACCAAAUGCAUGAGAUACCACGGUUAUAUAUCAUUUUGGAUGCGCAGAAACUAUGAAAAAAUUGCAGAUUUGAGAAUGCACAUUAUAUACCACGCUUUGAUGAAGGCUAAGGCUAGGUUCUAGGUUGGCUGGAAGGCCAGAUCCUUUCCCGUUGCCGUCGAGAAGAGCAACAAAAUAGAGGAAGGAGUCCACGGUUUGUGGAAGAACAUUAGUCGGUUGGAAUAACAGGUUCUUUCCAGUCACCGUCGAGAAGAGCAGGUCUCAGUGGGAAGGCUAGCUCCUUUCCCAUCGCCGUCGAGAAGAGCAACAGAGCAGAGGCUAUCUCAAAGAAAUAGAGAUGCAGAGGAAGAAGAUGAAUCACGAUGAUGGUUUUGCUAGGGCUUUCAGACGAGCUGCUGAUGGUUUUUGUUCCGAGGAAAUUUCUUUCUUUCUUCUUCCUUUCUUUGCCGAGUUGCAAAGCGGAAUACUUAUAUUUGUUUAAAGCCACGUCACUGACACCCUGGCCGGUGUGGCUAGUGUGUUAAAAUAUUGGCUGAUCCCUAGUAGGACUCUUUUUUGCGGGCCUAUGAAUUUCAUCAAAGCUUUGAAUCACAGACCCGCCUUCAAACCAAGCAUAAAUCUCUCAAUCCUAGAGGCCCACUUGCCCAAAUGCCAAAGUCCCAAACAGCUGAACCAAGUCCUCUCCCAAAUGAUCUUCACUGGGUUCAUCAGGGACACCUUUGCUGCCAGCAGAGUGCUCAAGUGCUCGGCCGACUCACCCUUCGUUCACAUUGAUCACUCCCUCCAAAUAUUCAACCACAUCGAUAACUCAAAUGGGUUCAUUUGGAACACCAUGAUGAGAGCAUAUGUGCAAAGAAACUCUCCUGAAAAGGCUAUAUGCUUGUACAAGUUGAUGUUGGAUAGGAAUGUGGGUUGCGAUAAUUACACGUACCCAAUUCUAGUGCAAGCCUGUACUAUCCGGUUAUCGGAAUUUGAAGGGAAAGAGCUGCAUAAUCACGUUUUGAAAACAGGUUUUGAUUCGGAUGUUUAUGUACAGAACACAUUGAUUAACAUGUAUGCAGUUUGUGGAAAUAUGGGUGAUGCACGUCACUUGGUUGAUGAAAGUCCAGUUUUGGAUUCAGUUUCGUGGAAUUCAAUUUUGGCAGGGUAUGUUCAGAUAGGGGAUGUUGAUAAUGCCAAUUGUAUAUAUGAUAUGAUGCCGGAAAGGAACACAAUUGCUUCAAAUUCUAUGAUUGUAUUGUUUGGUAGGACAGGUCGCCUGAUUGAGGCUCUUCAGUUAUUUAAUGAGAUGCCAGAGAAAGAUAUGGUGUCAUGGAGUGCAUUGAUUUCUUGUUAUGAGCAAAAUGAUAUGUACGAGGAAGCUUUGGUUCUGUUUAUGAAAAUGAAGGCUAAUGGAAUUAUGGUCGAUGAGGUUGUGGUGGUUAGUGUUCUUUCUGCGUGUGCUCAUUUAUCACUUGUCAAGAUAGGGAAAAUCAUCCACGGCUUGGUUGUGAAAAUUGGUAUUGAAUCUUAUGUUAACCUUCAAAAUGCUUUUAUUCACAUGUAUUCAACAUGUGGGGACAUAAUAGCAGCCCGAAAACUGUUCAAUGGAGGCUGCCACUUGGAUCAGAUAUCUUGGAACUCCAUGAUAUCUGGCUACUUGAAAUGCGGAUCAGUUGAAAUUGCCAAGGAGUUAUUUGAUUCCAUGCCCAACAAGGAUGUCGUGUCUUGGAGUGCAAUGAUAUCGGGGUAUGCUCAGCAUGACCGUUUCUCAGAGACAUUGGCACUCUUCCAGGAGAUGCAGCUUGAUGGACUUAGCCCCGAUGAGACAACUUUGGUUAGUGUAAUAUCAGCUUGCACUCACCUGGCUGCCCUUGAUCUAGGCAAAUGGAUUCAUGCUUAUAUAAAGAAGAAUGGUCUAAAGGUUAACGUCAUCUUGGGUACAACCCUUAUAGACAUGUACAUGAAAUGUGGGUGUGUGGAAAAUGCAUUGGAAGUUUUUUAUGGCAUGGAGGAAAGGUGGGUUUCAACUUGGAAUGCUCUCAUUCUUGGUUUGGCAAUAAAUGGGUUGGUUGAUAAGUCGCUUGACAUGUUUUCUGAGAUGAAGAGAUGUGGUGUAGUGCCUAAUGAAAUAACAUUAAUGGGAGUUCUUGGUGCUUGUCGACACAUGGGCUUAGUAGAUGAAGGGUAUCGACACUUCAAUUCAAUGAUUCCAGAGCACAAGAUAGAACCCAAUAUUAAGCACUAUGGAUGCAUGGUGGACCUUCUAGGGCGUGCCGGUAUGCUCAAAGAAGCAGAGCAACUCAUCGAAACUAUGCCCAUGGCACCAGAUGUUGCUACCUGGGGUGCCUUGCUUGGGGCUUGCAAGAAACAUGGUGACAAUAAAAUGGGGGAGAGAGUAGGAAGAAAGCUCAUUGAGUUUCAACCUGACCAUGAUGGGUUCCAUGUGUUAUUGUCCAAUAUAUAUGCUUCAAAAGGUAAUUGGGAUGGUGCUCUUGAAGUUAGGGGCAUGAUGAUGCGACAUGGGGUGGUGAAGACCCCAGGUUGUAGUAUGAUUGAAGCAAAAGGAGUAGUUCAUGAAUUUCUAGCAGGAGAUAAGACCCAUCCUUGGAUGAAGGAGAUUGAGGAUAAGCUGGAUGAAAUAGCUAAGAAAUUAAAAAUGGAAGGUUAUGCACCGGACACAAAUGAAAUUUCCCUUGAUAUUGAUCAAGAAGAGAAGGAAACCUCUCUGUUUAGGCAUAGUGAGAAGCUUGCAAUUGCCUUUGGGCUUAUUGCUAUCAGUCCACCAACACCAAUAAGGAUUAUGAAGAAUUUACGAAUCUGUAAUGAUUGUCAUGCAGCAGCUAAGUUCAUUUCUAGAGCUUUUAAUCGGGAAAUUGUGAUCAGGGAUCGGCAUCGCUUUCACCACUUUAAGCAAGGUUCUUGUUCAUGCACGGACUAUUGGUAGUAAUAUAUUAUACACAACCAAAUAUAUUUCAAUGUUAUUGGUUAUUCACCUUAUUCCUCGAGAGCUUAUCCAGUUCUGGCUGUACAAUAGACAUCUGCUUCACUGCUGCCUGAUAGUUUGCUGUGAAGCUUGAUAGUUUUACAGUUCCAAGUUGCAUGCUGGUGAACCACCAUGGCAGCAAUUAAUUGCUUACGGGCGAUGAUUGAUGCAGCACCACUCUUGUGAGACUUGAAGAUAGUUCCUACGACGAAAAGGAAAAUUUGGAAGGCUAAGGCCUAUAACGAGGCUUUAAGGAACAGUUCCGCUUUGGAGCGGAUUUGCUGUUCUAUUGAGAAUAACGGACAC
Molecule: messenger RNA, 3610 nt
Organism: Juglans microcarpa x Juglans regia
Lineage: Eukaryota; Viridiplantae; Streptophyta; Magnoliopsida; Fagales; Juglandaceae
Product: pentatricopeptide repeat-containing protein At3g62890-like
Exons: 3
Coding region: 905-3265 (786 amino acids)
Biological process (GO): RNA modification
Molecular function (GO): RNA binding; protein binding; zinc ion binding
Source: RefSeq, a predicted model, not a curated record